Molecule: messenger RNA, 5332 nt
Organism: Ictalurus punctatus (channel catfish)
Lineage: Eukaryota; Metazoa; Chordata; Actinopteri; Siluriformes; Ictaluridae
Gene: mllt10
Product: MLLT10 histone lysine methyltransferase DOT1L cofactor
Exons: 21
Coding region: 345-3476 (1043 amino acids)
Biological process (GO): regulation of transcription by RNA polymerase II
Cellular component (GO): nucleus
Molecular function (GO): nucleosome binding; histone binding
Source: RefSeq, a predicted model, not a curated record
GUUCCUCUAGCGGUGCUCGUCCUGCGCAUGCGCACAUCGCGCGUUUACUUCCCGACAGCCUUCGGGUUUGUGUGUUGAACAAAACAAAAAUAGCAAUUUAGAUUGUAAACACGACCAAGUAUGACUUUUCGUCGACAGUGGAAUUAGAUACACGGACGAAGACUUAAAUACAGUCGUUCCGGGCGUGUUUUUCCGCACCUUUUUUCCUGACUGGAUCCUGCGACCCCUUCGGACGCUAAUGUGAAGGAGACGACAUCAAAUAUGGACUUUUCAUCGGAAGGGAUCUUGGAUAUUCGCGACGAGGCCUCGAUAUAAACGUUUGGGGACUUGAUUUCUGUUUGUAGAUGGUAUUUAGCGACUAUUUGGCCGCUAAUAUGAAGGAGAUGAUCGGGGGUUGCUGCGUUUGCUCUGAUGAGAGAGGCUGGGCCGAAAACCCGCUGGUUUACUGCGACGGACACGGCUGUAAUGUUGCCGUGCAUCAAGCUUGUUAUGGAAUUGUCCAAGUCCCAACCGGUCCCUGGUUCUGCAGGAAAUGUGAAUCUCAAGAGCGAGCAGCACGAGUGAGAUGUGAGCUCUGUCCACACAAAGACGGAGCUCUGAAAAGGACCGACAAUGGAGGCUGGGCUCAUGUGGUUUGUGCGCUCUACAUCCCAGAGGUGGAAUUCGCCAACGUCUCCACCAUGGAGCCUAUCGUUUUACAGUCCGUCCCUCAUGAGCGCUACAAUAAGACGUGCUACAUUUGCGAAGAGCAAGGCCGGGAGAGUAAAGCGGCCACGGGAGCCUGCAUGGCCUGUAACAAACACGGCUGUCGCCAGGCUUUCCACGUCACAUGCGCUCAGUUCGCCGGCCUGCUGUGUGAAGAGCAAGGCUCGGACGCCGACAACGUCAAAUACUGUGGCUACUGCAAGUACCAUUACAGCAAACUGAGAAGGAGCAAAGGCCGUGGUAGUAGGGCUCAAAGCUUAAGCGAUUCUUCCUCUCACUCUUUGGAUAAACACCAUGACAAGGAGAAGAAGAAACACAAAGAGCGAGACCGUCACAAACCCAAACACAAAAAGUCCCUCGAGCUCUCGCCUUCCCUCGUUCCCGCCUUGAUGGUUACGUCAGAGAAGAGCUACAGCAGCAGCAGCGGAGGGAGCGUCUCCUCCAUCUCCUCGUCCCAAAAGCGAAUGGAUGACGGUGGCGCGCGUUUCACCAACGCCAACUUCCAGGAAGUGCCGUCUCACUCCAGCGCGAGCUCCAAAGAUGGAGGCUCUUCUGAGAGGGAGAGCAAGAGCUCAGAGGGGAAGAGCAAGAAAUCGAGCAGCCACUUGAGCUCCAACUCGGGGUCGCGGGGUCGCAAGUCGAACCCGAGCAAAUCUCACGGCCCCGUCGUCACCAUCGCCACAUCGUCCACCGUCCCGUCCUCGACAAGCCCCUUUCAGCAAGGUCUGAUGUUGGCCGGUGGGAGCAGCAAGACGUCCUCCAGCAGCUCGGUGGUUCAGGCCAGCUCCGACUUCAUCAGCUUCACCGAGUCGAACCUGAGGGGCGGCGACACGUACACUCAGUCCUCAUUCGGUCGCCUCGUAAAGGGCGGGGCCGAGGGUGGACCCUCUGAUGGAAUGGUGGCCCUAAACACCUUCAGCUCUCUCGUGCCCCUCCCCCAAAGCUCAGGCUCCGCCCCCGCCUCCAGCUCCUCCAAGCAUUACGAAAGCUCGCACUCUGGCGGCGGGGAGCUCGCGUCAGCCGGGUAUAAAAGGACCCAGCCUUCCUCGUCAUCCUCCUCUUCCUCUGCAGCCUCGUCCUCGUCCACCGGAGAGGAAGGAGUGAAGAAGAAGAAGAGAGGGAACUGGCGGAACCGCUACGGGCCCUGCUUUACCACCACUCAGGAGAGCAAAACUCCAGACGGGACGGAGAUUAGCGGCACAACUCUGCCUACUUCGUCCUCGCUAUCGCCUUCCUCUUCCUCCAUUGCGGGUAGAAAUAGCAGCGCUAGCAUCAGCAGCAGUAAUGCGACGGUGGGCGGAGCCGGAACGAGUAGCCUGACCAAUCAGAAAUCCCCUUCUUUGCUCAGGAACGGGAGUUUACAGAGUCUCACCGUGAGCUCUCCACCUGCGGCGACAGUGACGUACCCCAGCAGCAGCGACGUAGCAGGCCCUUUGCCCAGCGCCGUGCUCGGAGGUAGUCUCUCCGUCUCCAGCUCCGAGAUCCCAUGCGCCUCGAUGCCGAACCUCACGUCUCUGCCCGCUCAUGCGCCCUUCACCAGCACCUCCUCCACGCAUCUGCAGUCGAACUCAUUAUCGGGAACCUUUAACCCGGCGCCGUCCCAUAUGUUUGGCAACCGGCUAAAUCCCAACUCUGCCAUGGCCGCCCUCAUCGCCCAGUCAGAGAAUUCUCCAGCAGAUCAGGAGCUGGGGGAUGGGGCGCUCGGCUUCUCCAGGCGAGGAACCCCACCAAAGGCGAACCUUUCCCCACGGUCUCCGUUAAGCGGACUGCACAUACGGUAUGACCCGUCAGUGCCUGUGGUGCCGGGAUUGGGCUCCGACACGCUUCCACCAGCGGCCACCAGCAUCGAACAGCUGCUGGAGAGACAGUGGAACGAAGGCCAGCAGUUUCUACUGCAGCAGGGAUCACAGGCAGAUGUGCUGGCCAUGCUGAAGUCUCUGCACCAGCUGCAGAUGGAGAAUCGGCGUCUGGAGGAGCAGAUCCGAACCCUGACCAUGAAGAAGGAGCGACUGCAGCUGCUGAGCGUGCAGCUCUCCGUGCCAUUCACACACACUAACAACACAACAAGCUCCGCCUCCUCUCCACUCUACCACAGCAACACACACACAGACAUGCUGAACAGCAAGAGCAUUCAGCUAGGCAGCAGUGUUUUAACAGACUCCUCUCAACAUUUGCCCACUCAGGAUCUCCUGAUUGGUGGCCAUAGCAGCUCUAGCAGCACCUCCUCCCUCUCCACUCCUACCUCAGUGGCCCACAGCCCCCCUCAGCAACAGGUGAACGGCCUGAUGGGGGCGCUGCAGGGCGCCCACGGGGCCAUGAGUGGCAUCGUGGGGGCUCUGAACGGUGUGAUUCAAUCCUCCAGCCCUCACCCUCACCCUUCCUCCAUCACCUCCACCUCCCUGCCCAUCAGUGGUGCCCUCAACAACAGCAUCGUGACCACAGCGAAAAGCAGUGCAGUGAAGCUCCUCACUGAGCAGCAGAGACAAAUUCUCCUCCAUCAGCAACAGCUGCAGCAGCUCAUCAAUUCCCAGCAGCCCACGCCGGAGCAACAGCAGGCUUUGCUCUACCAGCUGAUGCAGCAGCAGCAACAACAACAACACGAUCUGCAGCAGCUUUCCUCCGCCCAGCUUCCCAUUAACAACCUGCUUCCUGCCGCUCAGGGUGCCAUCACUGCCAAUCCCUUCCUGGCUUUGCACACUGACAACAGCAAUCAGAAAGCUGUGAGGCUGGGUGAGAAAACCGUGAGCGUCACAGGGCAGGAGAAAACCUGAACAGGUGGAACCGGACUGCUGAAGGAGAAAGCCAGCCAUCUUGGGGGCCAACCAUCCCAUCAGAGCAGCUACAAACUAAUGCACACACGCACACGCACACACACACACACACACACACACACACACAUACACGUACAAAUGUGACUCGGCCUAAUAUCUCAAGCUCUAACGUUGCACUGAAUUGGACAAAAUAACUUGCUGUAAAGGUUAGGGUACUGGGGGACCACUUUCGGGGUCAAGACACAUACACACACACACACACACACACACGCUUCUAAGUGACAUAUUGGUGUGAAUCACUGUCGAGGGAGGUGCUGAGUGAUCUUGGCUGGAGACUAAAUGCAUCUGCUCACCACUGUUACCUCUUUAACAAAAAAAAAAACACACACAAAAAAAAAAACUGGACUAGCUUAGGACACAUUUCUUUUCUUUUCUUUUUUUUCUUUUUAAAAAAAAAAAAAAAAAAAACCUGCUUUAUCUGUUUGUGGGGGGGGAAUCAAAUAUCAAAUCUGAAGCGUUUAAUCCACCACGAAGGCCUUCGCCUCAGAGGGCCAAACAGGGACGCACCGAUCCUGCUGAACUCCUAAACGAGCACCUACCUCUCCGAGCCAAGACUGAAAUAGUUAAAAUACCAGGACCCGUACCCAAGUGCCUGGCAUCUCCCUUCAUGCCCUCGUGCUGAGGAUACACACUGGAGACGCUGCCACUCUCGCUUCCUUUUUAUAUUCCACUCAGUCUGCUUUUUGAAAUAUUGACAAUUUCAAAGUAUGGCUACCAAUCACUGUCACUCAGGCAUGGUGACCAAGCUCAGCUCUGUGGGAUUCACCGGGGCAUGUGCCGAUAUGAAACAUCUAUAUCACGAUAAUCGCUUCACUUUGUUGUUGUUGUUGUUGUUUUUUUUGGCUUUAAUUAAUUUUUACAGUAUUAUUGUGUUUUAUUGUUGCAUGACCACACAGCGCUCCUUAAAAUAGUCCAAAAGUAAGGACCUCCUGAGCUGAGACCACCGAGUCCUCACAAGUAAGACAGUAUCGUGUCCAAUAUUGUUCACGUGGAAUAUCGUGAUAUGUCUCGAACCCGAUUAUCGGCACAUGCCUGCGAUUGACUAUAUUUGUGCUGCAAUGAUGAUUUCUUAAGCCAACUUUAUAUUCCUCCUUUCUUUCUUUCUUUUUUUUUAUUUUUAUUUAUUUGAGUUUGAUCUGUAACGGGUGCACGGUGAUAUUUUGGAGCCCAGUCGUCAAACAUUUUUAUACUACUGUUCUCAAUUGUCACAAAAUUUGUCUCUCAUUUCCUUUGAACCUUGUAAGAAUUUUAUUUUUAUUUUUUUUAAUUAUUAUUAUUAUUAUUAUUAUUAAAAUGUCUUGUGUUGAGCAGAAAACCUACUCGGAUGGAUGAUUGUGUAAAUAUGGUCUUCUCUGUCCUAUGUUUUUGUCCUAUCCUAUCAGAAUAAGCUGUUUAAAAAUUAGCUCAGUGCUUCUUUUUUUUAUUAUUAUUAUUAUUAUUUUAACCUCCUUUUCAAUGUAAAUAAGUAUUUGUGUUCAUCUGACAGUGUGAAGGAUUUAUUACAACUCAUUUGGUGUGUUGAGAUUGAAAUAAUUAACAAACAGGAAAAUAAUGAUGCAAGGUAAUUAAUUUAUUUUUCUAUGUACAGGGACUUUAAGUUUUGCAUUUCAUUGAUGUCGUUUUAUACCUACUUCCACGUUCUCAUGUGUCUGUAUAGGUAAUUAUGCAAAACUCCCUAAAGUCUGUAUUUAAGAAUACCAAACGUGAGUCCUGCUUCGUACCGAUCAUAAGAAAUAUUGAACACAGAGACUGUAGCGUUAAGAUUUUUCAGUGAUUAAAAUUGUUUUACAAAGGUG